Molecule: messenger RNA, 1314 nt
Organism: Linnemannia hyalina
Lineage: Eukaryota; Fungi; Mortierellomycota; Mortierellomycetes; Mortierellales; Mortierellaceae
Source: the annotation of a GenBank genome assembly
AUGUUUUUGGUGGCACUGGAACCGGCACCGAAUACUGGACGGUGGAGAUUGUUUUUUUGGACCAAGGAUACAGCCCCUGGAAGUGAUAUUGGUGCUGUUGGGAACGAGGAUGCCAGCACCGUCUCUAGCCCCGCCGCUGCCGCCGCCAAUUCUUUUUCAUCAUCGCCAUCAUCGCCAUCAUCGCCAGUGCGGCCACCAGAACCCGAGGUCGUAUUAUUGACUGCCAACGAGAACCGGGAGCUACCUCAUGUGGAGGAGGAAGGUCAAGCACAGGUUGCCAGUCAGCUUUUACAAGAACUGAAGGACAACAGUCUCAUCGUCGAGGAUCUAGACAACAAGGCCCUACAACUCGUCAACCACAUCUUCAAAAACCUCCUCGAUGGCGCCGUAGAUGACGAUGGCAACCACUUAAAGCCCUACCUCAAGGACACCAUCCCUCUCGGUUCUCGCCUUCCUAGUACCACCGCGUCCUUUUGGAGUAUGGAUAUCCCUAGACCCAAGGACAAGGACUCCUCGAGAUUCGGAAAGCGACCAUUCAGGGUUCACGUCUCUAAGGACAAGGGCCAACAGGCGUCUGCGGACGGGUUCCGCAAUAUUGUGAUUGAACAGGAUCUGGUGCAGGCUGUUGGGUAUGAUGAGGAUAUGGUUGCUGCAGUUUUGGCGCAUGAGUUGGCGCAUGCUACGCAGGAUCAUGUUCAUGAGCGGGUUUCUUUCCAAACUGCUAUUGUUAAUGCUGGAAGACACUCUUGGCCAGCACUCUCAACUCUCGGCCCAUUCAUCACCCUCGUCCUCCCCAACAUUGUCCUCCAAACCCUCUACCCGCCCCUCACAAACAUCUCCUCCCGCGCCUGUGAAAAAGAAGCCGACCUCCUCUCUCUCGAAAUCUUGGCCCGUGCAGGGUACGACCCCAUUGCUGCUGCCCGGGUGCAGAAACUUUUUGCAGAGUCGAAGGAGGAGCCGUUGUUGGUCAAGGUUAUACGCUGUACGACUCUUACGCAGAAGAAGGCGCUGUUUGAUGGUGUGGAUGUGAAGAGAAGCGAUGAUGGUAGGGUAGGAAGGAGGAAUGGUAAGGGGGAGAAGAAGGAGAUGGAUCCGAUAGAGAGGCAAGAUGAGUUGUUGAAGAAGUAUGGCGAACGGAAGUGGUGGGAGGGUGCUCAUCCAGAGGGGAGGGAUCGACUCGAGUACUUAUUGAUGGCCAUGUAUCCGGUGCGGCAGGCGUUUUGGGCGAAUGAGAGGGCGAGGAGGGUGCCUGUUAGGCGGUUCAGAUAUCGCCCUUCGUCACCCGUUUUGGCUUUGGUGUCUUUGGACAAGUAG